AUGCUCGGAGAAGCUGGUGCCGGCGAGAUCUUUGUGGCGGACGGCGUGGGGAAGGUCAAAAGACGCACAGUCUCGAGGAAAGCUGCGUCCAAGCGAGGCAAGAAAAUGGCCAAGGGUCAAACAACGGCGAAGGGGGGCAAAACGGACAGCAAUAGUUCCGAUGAAAACCAGGACGACUCAGCGAGAAAGCGCAAGUCAUCGGAGAAAAAGCCGUGGCAAAGGUCAACAGGAAGAUCAAGGUCGAUGACAGUCGUGGAUGUGGCCAUGGCUGCGAUGCAAAAGAAGCGUGAAGCCAGGCUGAAGGCAAGGGCCAUGCUGAAGGACGCCAGAGGUCUUAUUUUGAAAGGACGCAUGAACCGCGCCCAUGCAGCACUCUGCGAGGCAGUAGCUUGCAACGAAGCACCACAUCUGCUGGUCAUCCUGAGCGAGUUGAGGGCGCGUGUUCGCGCCGCCCUGGGCCUGUGGGAUGAAGCUGGCGAAGACGUGCGUGUGGCGCUGAAGGGGUUGGAGCAGGGAGAAGGUGUCGGCGUCGACGACGUGGAUUCAGAUGAGGAGCGUACGGAGAUUCAGUGGCUGCAGGAUACGGGACAAUUUGCCGCCGCUGUUCUUGCCGCCCGGGAGAUGGACGCACAAGUGAAGAGACACAUCCACGACCAACACCUACAGGGUGGGGGGGGAGGGGAUCAGGAAAUAGCGGGAGAAAGCCGCGGCGGUGAUGGCGAACCAAACCUGGGCUCCAUCCUGUUUCAAGACGUACAGAGUGAGGACGAUGACCAGGGAGAGACCUACGAGGCUGCGGUAUGGGCAAAGGUGGCUAUCGCGGACUUGGCCACGCGAAACAUGGGGCAGCGACAUGAAAAAGACAAAAAAACAAAGGGGACUACUGGUGGUGGGACUGGUGGUGCUUUUGGAGAAAGGCAAGCGUCCUUACGCAAUAAAGCGAAGAGGGCGAAGAGAAAGAGGGCUGUUCAGGGCGGCAAACCGGGCGGAGGAAACGAUAACGGCGCUGAGGACGGCGCUGCUACUCACGAGACGCCGGACGCUGAAAACAAGGCCCCGUCGGCCGCCGCGGUUGCGAUGUCCAGCCUCACCACCUCAGUAAAACAUGUCGUCAUCGAUACCGGCGACGGUGACAAACAACAAGAUGAUAGUAGUGGUGGUCAACCUACAACCGUGGGUUUAUCGGAUGUGGGGACACAUAAGACCCACACGGAAGAACAGGGAGAGCAGACGGCAUCCGCGGUGAAGCCGGCGACGACUGUAGUGGCGGCUGCUGCCGCCGAAACUACCGACUCUGCUUCUCCCACAAAGCCCCACCAUCAAGGGCAACAGCCGGAACAACGCUGUCUUGAGGCGGCUGAGCACGCUAGAAGCGGAGGUGAAAAGGGUGACAACACUCCACCUGCAAGCGGUGGCCACGACCAAGUCUGCGACGCCGAGGGUGAGGAGCAGACGACAGAGGAGAAAAAAGGGAAGACGCAUGUUACAAAACAAUCGACGAAGGUCGGGGCUGUGGCUGCUGCGGGGAGCGACGGCUCCAUGCCCGUCAUUGAUUCGGCAGUGGAUGGUGGGCACGGAGAUAUCGCCCAGCCUAAAACCGAUGGCGGUCCUCAAAAGAAGCACGCGAUGGGUGACGAAGAUGGUCUCGGCAAUGCCAGAUUAGACAAGGAACACAAUAAAGAGGGUGAGGGUGAGGGGACGGGCGAGGAGUCUGACAAUUCGAUAGACCUUGAACGACCGCAGGGGAAAGAACACGACGAUGGGAAAGGGGGUGAACAACGGACGACCGAAGGGGAAAAUGACCACACAAACGUGGUUGGAAAAGAACAAGAGUUUGCCGUAAUGGAGGAAGAGACAGAGGGAGAAGAGACGGAGGAAGAAGAGUCAGAGGAGGAGGAGGAGGAGAGGGAGGAGGAGGAGGAGGACGCCGAGAGACUCGCCAAGACAGACGAAGACAACCGUUGUAAUCUUGAGGCGGCCAUAGAUUCGCUACAGCUCUUACUGGGAGACGAACGGAUGGCGUGGCGAGCCGAUGUCCGCACUCCUCGGGUUCUCGCAACCGCUAUCGAGAAGCUCGCCGACCUAUCUCAGCGCCCUGCCAAUGAUGAUAGAGCAGACAAAACGAUGGAUCUACCAGGUACUCGUGGUGGUGCUGGUGCUGCCACCGAGGGGCAACCCAUAAAAAAACGACCGUCGACGAGGCAGGAGAUUCUUCAGAGCGGCGAAGAGAGUUUGAGAGGCGUGUUCGCCGUGCUAGAAGGCAAACUAUCUAGCUUGGUCGCCGAGUGGAAACCACGUUGGAAGAGCCACUGCCAAGCGAAGAACAUCCCUAUCAGAAGAGAAGGAGGGGGGGGCGUCGGUGGGGGGUGGAACAAAAUGAGAGCGAAGAUGAAGCGCGGUGGCAAGGGCGGCAGCAGAAGGAGUUUGCCUGAUGUGGUGCACGGAAUCCUGGUCUCCGCUGCAGAAGCUGGGGUCGAUAUCGAGAAGAUGGGGUUGGAGUUGGUGGAACCAACAGCGGCGAAACAUCAAGACCCGGGAGCAACCACGGCGGAGGAACGACCAACUACACCAAGAAGAAGCCAUGGAUGA
Ectocarpus siliculosus is the source of this 2589-nucleotide messenger RNA. The record is from the annotation of a GenBank genome assembly. Lineage: Eukaryota; Phaeophyceae; Ectocarpales; Ectocarpaceae.